CUAGCUUUUUGCUUUCCCUGUAACAUUAACAUUCCUUAUUUUUGCUCUUGACUCUGCUACGGGGAAACUUAUUGUUUCGCUUCCCGGCACCCAACCUCAACAAAGUCUCUUCGUUAUCACACCAAAAAUACCAAAUAAAUGGAUUCCGACGAAGAGGAUUAUGUGUUCUUCGGCACGCCGAUUGAGCGCGAGGAGGAGAUCACCAGCCGUCGAAAGAAAUCACAAGCCGAGGCCUCUGGUCAUCUCCGAACCCUCGUUCCUUGGAAACAAGAGGUCAGAGAUGAAGAAGGAAGAAGAAGAUUUCAUGGGGCGUUUACUGGUGGAUUCUCUGCUGGUUAUUAUAAUACAGCGGGCUCAAAAGAGGGUUGGACUCCACAGACAUUUACAUCAUCAAGAAAGAACAGAGCUGAAGUCAAACAGCAGAGCAUUCUUAACUUUUUAGAUGAUGAUGAGAGAGCUGAAUUGGAAGGUAAAUCCUUGGGGACAUCUUCGCAAUUUGAUACGUUUGGAUUUACUGCUGCUGAAUUUGCUCGUAAACAAGCUGAGAAAGAGCAGCUGCAGAGACCAUCAGCAAUUCCUGGACCUGUUCCUGACGAAUUAGUUGUUCCAGCCACAGAGUCUAUUGGUGUAAAAUUGCUGCUGAAAAUGGGUUGGCGACGGGGUCGUUCAAUUAAAGAUUCACACGCGGAUUCUUUAUACGAUGCACGGAGAGAAGCUAGAAAAGCUCUCUUAGCCUUUUCUUGUGAUGAUGCAAAAACACAUUUUCCUGAUUCAGAGCCUGUUGAGAGUUCUCGUGAAAGCUUUCUUGAGCAUCCUGUCAAUGACGAUGUCCAGUCUUCUCAAAGCACACCUGUGUAUGUACUCAAUCCAAAGCAGGAUCUGCAUGGUCUGGGAUAUGAUCCUUUUAAGCAUGCUCCCGAAUUCAGAGAGAAGAAGAGAUCAAGGCUUAGUAAAGAGCCUGGAUACAGGAAAACAUCGUUGAUGAAAGAUAGCCUUUUUGGUUUUAAGUCAGGCAAAGCUGCUCCUGGUUUUGGCAUUGGUGCACUCGAAGAAUAUGAUGCCGAAGAUGAGGAUGUCUACACCUCUGAUUACAACUUUGAGGAUACUUAUGUUCAAGAAGAUGAGGAACCCUCUGAACCGAGUAAAGACAGUCGGAAAAAAUUGGUUGGAAGGGAUCAGGAUGUCCUGCCUGGAUUCACAGUUGCAUCAAAGUCUGACUUCAAGUUGGAAAGAUUUGAUUCACCAGUGGUUCCGAAGGAUUUUGUUCCCCAUCAUAAGUUCUCUGGGCCACUUGAGACUGACAGCCAGCUUCUUGUUCCUCCUCCCCCUGAGGUUCCUCCUCCUGAGGACAAUAAUCUGAAACUCUUAAUUGAGGGGGUUGCCACUUUAGUAGCCAGAUGUGGCAAAUUGUUUGAGGAUCUUUCUAGAGAGAAGAAUCAGUCAAAUCCAUUGUUUAGUUUUCUUGAUGGAGGAAAGGGCCAUGAAUAUUAUGUGAGGAAGUUGUGGGAGAUGCAACAGAAGCAUAGUGAUCAAACCAAGUUGGAUGGGAAAUCAUCUCCAUCUGUGCAGAAGAUGACAGCAGAAAGUCGUGGCAAAUUAUUAGGAGAAAGGCCUCUGGAACAAAGUUCGCGAGAUUCAAACUUGUCUACUGUUUCUGAAAAUGUUGUUCAUCUCCAGUUUAAUCUUUCAGAUACAUUUACUGCAUCUUCAUCAUUUAGUGAGUUGCCAGAAGUUGCAAAACCUUUUAAAGAUGAUCCUGCAAAGCAAGCAAGAUUUGGGCAGUUUCUCAAGGAAAAGUACCAAGGAGGGCUUCGUACUACAGAUUCUGGUGGAGCUACAAACAUGUCAGAAGCAGCUCGUGCUCGUGAGAGACUGGAUUUUGAGGCCGUAGCUGAGGCAAUGCAGAAAGGUAAAAGCGGUAAGGAGAGCUUGCUCACCACACAGCAGUUUGUGGGGUUUUCAGCCGCGGGAGGGUUGCAAUUCACUUCUGUUGGGACAGAGCAAAUUAAAGAUGCUCAAGCUGAAGAUUUAACAACUAAGAAGAUGUACCCAAGAAGGGAAGAGUUUCAAUGGCGUCCUUCACCUAUUCUCUGCAAACGCUUUGAUCUUGUUGAUCCUUUUAUGGGGAAGCCACCGCCAGCUCCCCGGAUGAGAAGCAAGAUAGAUUCUCUCAUCUUCAUGUCAGAUUCUAUUGAACCCACAAAAUCAGAACAGUCUGUUAAAAAUCUGUAUUCUGCACCUCAAUCUGAAGCUCCAGAAGUUAGGAGAGAUGUAACUGACAAAGAAACUGAAGUUGAGGUAGAAGUUGAAAAUGUUGAAAGGCCAGUUGACCUGUAUAAGGCUAUUUUCUCUGAUGAGUCUGAGGAUGAAGUGGAAACAGUUAAUCUCAACAAAGUGGAGGAUCCAGAAAAGAAGAUUGAAGUUGCUAAUACAGCAUUAAACCAUUUGAUAGCUGGUGACUUCUUAGAAUCCCUGGGAAAAGAACUAGGCCUGGAGGUUCCCCCAGAGUUACCCUACUCUACAAGCAAAGCCAGUACUCGAGCUUCUGAGAAAGAAGCUGCUGAUGCUAAUGCUGGAAAAGCUCGUAUCCUGCCUGCUGAAAAGAAGCCUUCUACAUCAAAUGUUAGUGGUGGAACAACCAUUGACCAAGGAUUGUCACAGCAGAGAGGGUCUGCUCAAGAGGGUGAAUCCCGAAAAAAUGAAUCCACACCUGGUAACCCUUUGAAUAGUGGUGGCAGAAUUGCAGAUACAGAGACUGUUUUGCAUGAAUAUAAACCUAGCAAAGUUAACCGGGAAAAGACAAAAGAGAAUGCUAAAGCUAAAUCACCCUCUAGACAUCAUCGAAAUUGGAGCAGUAAUUCUGAAGAUGAAAGGAGUAGAAAACGAUAUAGACAACAUCAGUAUAGAAGCAGUGACUCAUAUAGUGAUUCAUCCACUGAUCAUCGAGAUCGACACCAUUCUAGGUCAAGAAGGCAAAAGAAAGAAUCCUCUCGAGAAAAGACUAGCAGCAGAAGAAAACAUCAUAAGCAUAGAGGGAGAGACUCUCCUAGAAGAUCACGUUACAGUACUGAGAAGGAAGAUUAUGAAGAGAAGAAGGAGAAAAGGAAAUGGAGAGAUUGAAUUGAACCAAGUCUCAUUUCUCUAACACAAAUUGAAGCUGCCGAUGAGAGAGUUUGGAAUGAAUAUCCAUGGAAGAGUCUUGGCUAUUGUGGUUCUUUUUUCUGCUGAGCUACAGUUGAUUAGAGUUCAUUAUCAUCAAGCUCUUUACUUAAGGUGGGGCUUAAUUUCGCAAUCAGAGCUUUCUUCUGAGAGGUAAUUUGCAUUGCAUGCCUUGAAUUAUUUUGUUGGAACACAUCAAAGCUGUUGGUUUAAACCUAAAACACACCAAUGACUACUACUUCUAUAGUUUUAAGCACCUAUACACAAAUGUUAAAUUUUGAAUAUUAUCUCGUAAGGCGCAUUUGGUUUGGGAUAAUAAGAGAUUUCUCUGUAAUUUAUAUUUUAUUAUUGACAUUAUCUUGUUUAAUUCAAAUAAGUUAUUAGGCUA
Mangifera indica (mango) is the source of this 3547-nucleotide messenger RNA. RefSeq names its product G patch domain-containing protein TGH. Gene Ontology annotation, cellular component: nucleus. The transcript is spliced from 16 exons. Gene Ontology annotation, biological process: mRNA processing. Gene Ontology annotation, molecular function: RNA binding. The record is from RefSeq and is a predicted model, not a curated record. Lineage: Eukaryota; Viridiplantae; Streptophyta; Magnoliopsida; Sapindales; Anacardiaceae. The coding region runs from base 139 to 3120 and encodes 993 amino acids.